AUGUUAUCGCAAAUAAGCUAUGCUAUUCUCGUGCUCUGCUUUUGUGCUUCAGUUUACGCGGAUAUUUCACAUUUUCUUGCUGGCGAUUAUGACUACUAUUCACAGCAAUAUCAGUAUCCUGUAGCUUUAGUGCCACAACAAUCCGCCGUGCCGAGCCUGUAUGGUGCGCCGCCACCCGCGCCGGGAGAUUUUCCUUCGAAUGCUACUAUUCCCGAUACACCGCCUACAUCUACACAUUCUCCUGUAGCGCCAGUGCAGCCCUCAACUACUGAGUUCACAUUGCCCGAGAUUGUGGAGAAUCGCAGCGCUAAGAGUGGUAGAUUUAAUUUUAUACCAUUGCGCAAUCAGUAUUUGACACCGGAGGAGAAUCGGCCUAAUUAUGAGGCAUCCAAGCGGCCGCCUACCUCGGGCGCCGGCUACUUUUACCCCCGUCCCACAUCCACAUUUAUACCAAUAACGAGACCAACCAUCACCACUACAACUGAGCGCCCCCACCCUAUUGUGGUGCUGGAUCCACCAGCUAUUCUACCAUCCGCACAAGCUCCCAUCAACAGCGAACCAAUUGCACUACAGCCACCUGUGCAAGGCAGUGGACAGGGAUAUGAUUACAAUGUACCCGCUGGUCCACCAUUCCAGCUGCCUCUUUCAACACCUGCGCCUGCUUAUUUGCCAGCAGAUAACAAUACAAUCGAAAGUGGUGCCUUACGCCUGCACGUACACGAAAUGCGUUGCAUGCAACACGCUGGCGGCGGCUAUUUUCGCGCCGUACUCAAAGUGGACAGUUUCAUAGGCGCAGCGCCCACAGUCGACAAUGAUUCGAACGACAAGCGUUGCGAGUUAAAGUUGGCGCGCAGCUUUGUGGUGGCUGAUAUCGUCGAGGAGGACUUUGAAAAGUGUGGCGUGCACACUUGCGGCAAGGAUUUGUGUUUACGUUGGCGGUUUCCCAGCAUACGCGGCAUGCGCACGAGCGCAGAUGGCAUACUGACACUGCACUGCAAAACGCAACAGCGCGUGGCGGUAAAGACGCAUGCGCUCAAAAUGAGCGUGUUCAAUGAGGUACAAGCGCGCAGCCUGGGCACGUAUGCGCACGGUGGGACACAGUUGCCUUUUCGCACGCACGUAGAGCUACUGCGGCGCACAGCACAGGGAUAUGAGCGUCAACUAGAUGCAACCAGCGCGGUGUUGCUGGGUGAGGAAUUACUGCUGCGCGCGCAUGUUAUCGCUGGUGAUGGUUGGAAUUACACCAAACUGACAGAUGUUAAUGUGGAACGCGUCUCACCGUCCGGUGAGCUGUUGAACAAUGUUGCGCUUAUAACUCCACGCGGCUGCAUUAACCCCUCCAUGCAGAGCAUUUGCACGCAACCACCGAGUUUCGACCCGCCACUCGGCCAUCGCUUGAACUUCAAAGCUGUUAUGUUUCAGGGCAUGCACAGCGGUGAUGAGCUCGUCAUAUCAAUGCGUAUUACUGGCUGUAUGGAAGCGCGCGAUUGCCAUGUCGAUGCCAGUGAUUGUGGCGCGGUGGGCAAUUUGUGGCGGCGUAAGCGUAAUGUAAGCGCUCACAUGGCGGGCGUGGACAACCAGCAAAGCACCGCGAAUGGCAGCGAAGUGUCCGAGAUAUCACGCAUCGCAUUCAGAGUUGUAAUGCCGAAAGAAGGUGUGGCAGAGCUCAAAGCUCGAAGUGGCACAGGCGCAGGCGCAGGCAUGGAGCUUGAGGAGCAAGCAGCAACUGUUGCUACGUCACUGUGGGAGAGCGCAAAUGACAAUAUGCUAGUGCAGUUGAGCGCUUUGAAAUUGAUCUCAGCUGUGGGUUUUGUGCUGCUGCUGACCUGCUUAGGCAUAUUUGCAGCGGUUAAACUGACAAAAUGAGAUCCUCAAGACGAAAAUUCUAGUUACGUAUUUAAAUAACAAAUUGUGGUCUUUAAGAGAAAAAGAAGAAUAUUAGGAAUUUGACAAAGGUUACCGUUCUGCCUUUAAAAGUAGUUGUCGGUAAUUAAAAUGA
Messenger RNA from Rhagoletis pomonella (apple maggot), 1999 nucleotides. RefSeq lists its product as uncharacterized. NCBI's taxonomy places the organism in Eukaryota, Metazoa, Arthropoda, Insecta, Diptera, Tephritidae. The transcript is spliced from 4 exons. The coding region runs from base 1 to 1866 and encodes 621 amino acids. The record is from RefSeq and is a predicted model, not a curated record.